GGAAUAUGCGUUUCCUUGUCUAUCAAAUGCAAAGCAAAAGGAAGCGUCGAUAGAUCGGUGGAUGGACAUAUAGAUAUCAGUUUUGAACAAAAACAAUUUCAGUUAGAUUUUAUUCCUAAAGAUGUCGAUAUCCAGUGUUAUAGUUUUAGCUUAAUGCUAGAGCUUGAGGCGUUAUCUGGUCCGUAUUAUUUCGGCUGUUAUCCGACUGCAGACUCCAAACACACCGCCCUGUGGCGAUGGCUACGGAUUUACUAUCAGAUCUGGACACUCGAUUCUUCGCUGAUAACCUCUUGACGAGCGAAGACUGGGAUGCCUGCUUGUACCAGUGUGAGAGCAUGGAGGAAGGAGAGGACGGAGACUUCGGCGGUGGGCUGAAAUACGAUGCAACGUUGGACAAUGACCUCGUGCUCACCCUCGAUCCUGACAACCGCACGUCGCCAUGGCGACACCUUGACGACAACCUUCUCACAGGAAACGCUUCAGUGAUGAAAAGUGAGAUGACGAUAACGGAGCCGUUACCGGUGGAGAUGUUGUUCCAGGUGAAAGCAGAACCCCCCUCUCCUGCUUCAUCGUUAGACUCCGACUGUUCCGGCUUAUCGGACCUACAGGUUACAGUCAAAGGCGAAAACCCUCCGACUCCUCCCUACAUGUACGGAGACGUACUGUCUCCUCCCCUGGAGACAACGGAGGUAACCGUGGCAACGACGGCCGUACCCCCAGUGCAGAACCUGAUACCUACAGUCAUACAGUCCCAGCUGCAAACAUCUGUCCCAGCUGUCAUCCAGACACAAGCUACAGUUUUGACCAGUUCUACAACGAAGAAGGCCAGCAGCAUCCUGAGCACCAAACCUCCCAUCCAGCCCCGGCCCGUUUGCGUCGCCACCCUCCCCAUCACCCAGAACCCCACACCAGCCAAGACCCUCAUCCUGCAGAGCCUCCCUCCCAUGGACCAGACCCGGCCCGUCGUCCUCUCUCCAUCCGUCUGCCUCAGCUCCGCCCCCGCCAUCGUUAAAAUGGAGCCCGUCUCUCCCAGCGUCCCCCAGCACUGCUCCACCCCCACCAGCAAACCCAUCGUCCCGGCAACCACGCCGUUGCCCGGCAACAACUCCAACGACAUUGAUAUGAAGGUGCUGAAGCGGCAGCAGAGGAUGAUCAAAAACCGAGAGUCCGCCUGCCAGUCCAGGAAGAAGAAGAAGGAGUACCUGCAGAACCUGGAGGCUCUGCUGAGGGAGGCCCAGCAGGAGAACGAGAGACUCCGGAGGGAGAACCAGGCGCUCAGGGAGAGGCUGACUGGGAAGGAGAGCGGCGACUCGGCGAGCAACAAGAGAGCCGUGUGUGUCAUGGCCGUCCUGCUGUUCAUGACCUUCAGCUUCGGACCCGUCAGCAUCACGGACAGGAAGCUGUCGGUGGGUCUGCAGGAAGACGUGGUGCCGUUCUCUGGUCGGCGUCUGCUGGAGGUCAAACAGCAGCAGGUGUUGGAUGAGCCUCUCAGCAAAGCGGAGGACAAGACGGAGGAGGAUGGAGGAGACGAGCGAUGGAAGAGAGAAGAUGUGGAGAGAUACUCUCCAGAGUCUCUCCAGUUCAGGAACCUGAGUGAUCUGUUCAGCGACGUGAAGGACCUGGCUCUGCAGGGCAUCGAUCGUUAUUUCACCUCUUCAGACUGCAGACAGUUCAACCGCUCCGAGUCGCUCAGGCUCGCUGAUGAGCUGAGAGGUUGGGUUCAUCGACAUCAGAUCGACCGGAAGAAGUCUGGAGGAAAAGCAAAGGUCGCCAAGAAGGCAAAGGUCACGCAGCAGAAAGCUCAACUGAGGAAGGCAAACAUCUCCAGAUAUCUGCCCAUCCAGUCUCAUCGCUCCAUCGAGAGUCAGCUGAAGGUCUUUCCUGGUCCUGAGGUCACCUACAGCGACUUCCUGGAUGCCAUCGACCGCCGAGAGGACACCUUCUACGUCGUCUCCUUCAGGCGGGACCACCUGCUGCUUCCUGCUAUCAGCCACAACAAAACCAGCCGGCCCAAGAUGUCUCUGGUGAUGCCUGCCAUGGCCGUUAACGAGAGUCUGUACAACUCGUCUCAGGGCUAUGAGAUAAUGAUGCAGGUCGACUGCGAGGUCAUGGACACCCGAAUCGUCGCCAUCAAGUCGUCCGCCGUCCCUCCAUCUCUACGUGACCCGACUCCUCCUCCCCCCUCCUCCCAGCACAACGCCCACCAUCACCACAUCAACAACACCUCCCUCCGAGGACGCCACCAGCAACACCACUCCUCCUCACCGGCCUCCUCGUCAUCACCAUCCCCUCGACGGCAGCCAUUACCCGCCCCGGAGUACCUGAUCAGUCAGGCUCAAGAUGUCUGAAGAGGCGGUGAUGGUUGAAGGUUGCACUAAAAAUCAAAAAGUAACAAGAAGUUAUUUUAUUUUAUUCAGACGUAGAAGCAGUUACAGAUGAUGAGAUUCAGAGAAAAAGCUGCUUUUAUUCAUCAUUUAUUAUUUAAUACUUGUAAAUAGCAGUGUAGAUAUUUGGUUUGUCAUAUUUUUCAUAUUUAUAUUUCUUUUCACAACAAAAAGUUACAAAAAUUAAAAACAAAUUGUAAUUUUUUUUGUUUUAUGUAAAAAAUGUUAAAAUAUUUUAUGUUUUUGUUGCGUGGACCAGCCAGCUUCUCACACCUGUUCUGCUGAAGUCAGAUGUAUAUUCUGUAUGAUUGUACAUAAUUAAUAUCUAUGAAACUUUACGGUAUGAGAACUUGUUUGUUUGAUUUUAGAAAAACGCGAUUAUCACCUGAAAAAUGAAGUUUCCUCAAUCCAAAACUGUUUUUUUUUUUCAGCAUUUGGUGUAAAAAAUUUUUAAGAGCUAAAAUAAAAUUGUUUUGAUAAUCAGACAUAAAUCCACCUCACAAAAUGAUUCUGCAUCAUAACAAAUAAUGAAUUUAGUCAUUUCCUUGUUUCGGAUGUAAAUAUUUCUGUAUAUCGGCUCUACGUGGCAGACGUGACUCCAGAGCUGACAGGGAUGCCGGAGUAUGCCUGUUUUCGGACAUGAGGGAAGCUCGUAGUGCAGCUUUGAAUUUGCGCUUGACGAAAUGAAACGUUGAUGAAAAUGUUGCAUUUCCUCAAAUGUAAAAUAGAUUUUUUUUAAAGUUUGCUUCAUUGCUAAAGUCUGGUCAGAGUGAAAAAGAAGAAAUUUUGUUUUAUAUACAGUUGAAUUUUGUUACUUUUUUUGUACAAAAAUGCCAAGAUGAGAAACAAAACCGAUGUAAAUGUUUUAUGUUCAUCAUUUUUAUUAUUGAGUGUAAAUGAACAGUAAAAUUUGUCUGGAGUCAAA
This is a messenger RNA of Nothobranchius furzeri (turquoise killifish), 3309 nucleotides long. RefSeq names its product activating transcription factor 6 beta (gene atf6b). Lineage: Eukaryota; Metazoa; Chordata; Actinopteri; Cyprinodontiformes; Nothobranchiidae. The record is from RefSeq and is a predicted model, not a curated record. Gene Ontology annotation, biological process: regulation of transcription by RNA polymerase II; endoplasmic reticulum unfolded protein response. Gene Ontology annotation, molecular function: RNA polymerase II cis-regulatory region sequence-specific DNA binding; DNA-binding transcription factor activity, RNA polymerase II-specific. Gene Ontology annotation, cellular component: nucleus.